AGUCCCUGUCUUGUUAUUCUGUGCGUGGUGGUGGCUCUUCAUUUCGGCUUCUAGCGAUGCGUUUGUUCGUUAACACAACAUAACGAAGCACACGCGAACAUUACACAACUUUUAACACGAACUUGUGCACAUACAUGUCUAGUUGUGGGAGAGUUGAGAUGGCAAAAGGUAAGUAACGAAAUUUAUGGGUAGUAAAGUCGAGACAGGGCUGUUUUGAAGUAACGUUAGCUAGAUGACGACGUUACUCCUUAGCAAGCUGCGUCCCUCAUUUGACUAUCAGCUAGCUAGUUAUCAUAAGCGUUGGAUAUACUGUGGAUAUGGUAGGCUAUUAAGGUCCACUUAGCUAACCUCCUGACAUGUUUGCUUUCAAAGGGAAGAAAAACAGACCCGAGGAAACCCGUCAGGUCAAAAAGAAGACAAAGGAAAAUAAACCAGAAAUGAAUCGGGUAACUUAUUAUUAAAUGUGUUGGAAAUAUAGCACUAAUACAGGCAAUUGGUUAUCAAUACUUUUCAGUUGUUAGCUAGCUAAAUUAUACAAGUGCGUGUUGCAUCCAUUCACUUAUUUUAAAAAAAACAAUGUGUUGCAGGACGCAGGUAAUUGUCAGCCCACUAUAAAAAGUAUUUGGAGUCCUGGCAAACCCAGAUCUCCUCUGUGUGACUACUCAAGUUCUGUCAUCCAAGAGGAAAAUGUGCCUGAGAAAUGUACUCAAACUGAGACAUCAAAGAAAGUGAAAGGUAACCCACCAUUUGUCCUCCAACCACCAUCAUUAAUGACAAUGUUAAAAUCUCUUACUUGGACUUCUACCUGCUCUUUUUCGUCAUCAUACAAUAUUGGUCUGAAUAAGACCUUGGCGACCCACCAGAUGUUGCUAUGCGAUGCUUGCACUCAUAUGUAUUUUUUACCUCUAAUUUCGUUGAGUCAGGAGAUCGGAGUUAAGUGACCCCCAGAAUAAUUUCCUGUGUGAAUGGCAGUAGUGUCCACUGACCAAUGUCUUAUGACACCACUAAUUGUUUAUUUAGGCAUUCAUUACAUUCCCCUCCUGAAGCCUUAUGUUUUGCUUAUACAACAAAGUCUGAUGUACACUGUGCUUCUUUCCAAACUAUUCUAUUCAGGGAGACUGAAUAAAGUGAGGACCUGCCUGGCUCUGGUACCCAGAGAGACAACUACCCUGCAUGUCCAGGAGGAGGAUCCACAAUCACACCCCAACCCAACUGCACCAGAUGAUGUCACCAAGCCCAAAACUGAGAGGGGGGCUAGUAAAAAAGUCAAAGUAAAAAAGUAAGUCAUGUUGACAAACAUGUCAGUAAAAUAUUUGUUCAAAUGGAGCACAGUAUUUCUUUGUCAGGCCAGCACUUCAUGACCAGAUCAUCUGACCAUUGGAAUAUUAGCUUGUUUCGCACUGGAAUACUGUAUUCUCUUUUCAUCCAGAGCAGAAAGCAAUGCUGCCCAAAACAGGAAGGUCACCGAUUAUUAUCCUAUUAGACGGAGUUCCAGAAAAAGCAAAGCUGAAUUGAAGGUCAGUUUAUAAUGCCAGAGUGAAUUGUGCUUGAAGAUCAACCAUGCCAUUCAAGAACAAGUAAAAAAACAUGUUCUUGCUCAGACUUUAAUGUGUGGAUGGUUUGGGAUUUUAGCAAUGAAGGCCUUUAUCCCUGAACUAUCCCUUUAACCCACAGUUUCCACUAUCUGUGGAUUGCAUUGGAUUAUGCCAACUUCGUCAUCCGGGCUAGGAUGCUAAUGUUUAUUUACUCAUUAAACACCACACUCUCUGCCAACAGAAUGAAGAACACGGACACCUUGAUUACCUGAUAAAAAAUGGAGUUGAAGAAGGACUGCAGGUUAGUUUAGAAAUUAAAGUAACAUUGUACUGAAAUGGAUCAUCUUAACCUGGCAUUUGAUUUGACCUGUACUUGAACCCAAUAGGUCAAACAUAUAGAGGGUAAGGGAAGAGGAGUGUUUGCCGUCAGACGUUUCAAGAAGGGGCAGUUUGUAAUUGAGUAUCAUGGAGACUUGUUGCAUCUGGCUGAUGCCAAGGAGAGAGAGGCUCUGUAUGCCCAAGACCCCGGGACUGGCUGCUACAUGUACUAUUUCCAGUAUCUCAGCAAAACAUACUGGUAAGGUAUCUACUCAAACUUCAUUUUAAUGUGUAUUAAGUAACUGACUUAUGCAUUGCCACAACUUUGAUGUUGUCAGCUAGCUCAUGGAUGUUUUCAAACCUUUAAUUUCCUCUUUACAGUGUGGAUGCUACAAAAGAAUCAACUCGCCUGGGAAGGCUGCUAAACCACAGUAAAAAUGGCAACUGCCAGACCAAACUCCAUGACAUAGAUGGAAUACCUCAUCUCAUACUGGUAGCUUCCAGGGACAUUGAGGCAAAGGAAGAGCUGCUUUAUGACUACGGUGACCGCAGCAAGGAAUCCAUCUCGGCUCACCCUUGGCUCAAAUACUGAUGUGCUGUUUUUACACUAGCAGAGUAUUCUCUCAAGGGAAUUACUAGGUGCAUUUGAUUCAGCUUCUCUUUUUUUAACCAUUCCAUUGGCCCUAAGCUGCAAACUCGGGAUUCCAGGUGAGACAAAUGAAGUCUGUUUGGCUUUAAUCUGCUUUUUCAAGCAAUGUAUUUGGGCAAAACUGUGGCAGUAUGAACAAUGGAGGACAACCUUCGAGAUGACACAUAGGUCAAUUUGUUAAAACUGUAUAUCAAUUUUUUGCUGGAUUUGGGGGUAGUUUUUAUACAUAUUUAGGCCUGUGCUUCCAUGAAGAUAUUAAAAAUAUUUUGUAACAUAAGCUAUUGUUUUUAUAAUGCUGCUUUUUAUAUUAGUGAUAAUGUUAGGUAUGGUUCUAGUUGAAGCAACAAUUUUCAUAUGAUCAUCAAUGCUCUUCAGGCUUCGGGGACACCAGCUUAUACUUGAUUUAAAAUGUAGGUAUUUGUUUUGCAAUGGGUGAAAUCCUAAUGAAUUUUGAACAAUUUACAAUGUAAGGUGCUCUGAGAGUAAAUGAAAUGUGUACAUAGACAAAUAAAUCUGUUCAGAAAUCUGGCUAGCAUGGAAGCUCAUUUUGCAAUGCAUAGAAAAGCUAGUUUGGCCUUUGACAAUAUACCAAUGAAUAUUACCAAAGACAUGUAACAGUCCAGCAUCCUCCCUGUAGGUCAGUGUAUUUCAAAAUGUGCAACAAAGUGAUUUUGUAAUUCUAAACUGCUUUCUUUACAGCUGCUCUAUUCUUAUUUGAAAGGUUAAAAUGGUCGACUUUAAAAGCCCUCGUGUGAACUAGCGUGAAAUAGUUAUGCUCAGUCACUCAGAGCAAAACAUUUCCUGAAAGUGCAUAAAAAUUUACAAGAGACAAUUUUAGUAACACUUUUAUAUAGUCUCUUUUACCUGUGUAGUUGCAAAUGUAAUUGUUGUACUUUAUCUAAUCCACAAUAAAUCAUUUUGGGAGGGAUUCAUUACCAUGAUCUGUGCUACUCAACCCAGCGUUUAAAGCCAUAGACAUUUUCAAUUGAAAUGACAUACACCCUCUGUUACAGUUCCUUUGUUUACAAAGUUUGAGGAAACAUUUAGUUGUGAGUCUCUGCCAGUGAUGUAUAUUUACAUUUACAUUUUAGUC
Coregonus sp. 'balchen' is the source of this 3595-nucleotide messenger RNA. The record is from the annotation of a GenBank genome assembly. NCBI's taxonomy places the organism in Eukaryota, Metazoa, Chordata, Actinopteri, Salmoniformes, Salmonidae.